Phycomyces blakesleeanus NRRL 1555(-) is the source of this 408-nucleotide messenger RNA. RefSeq lists its product as hypothetical. The record is from RefSeq and is a predicted model, not a curated record. The transcript is spliced from 2 exons. Bases 1 to 408 code for a protein of 135 amino acids. NCBI's taxonomy places the organism in Eukaryota, Fungi, Mucoromycota, Mucoromycetes, Mucorales, Phycomycetaceae.
AUGUUCUUUUACAUGAGCAAAAGAAUAAAAAGCAUGACACCAAGUUCUUUGUCCCCGCAUUACGCGGCUCAAUCUCCUUCAGAACGUAAACCUGACUUGGUAGCAAAGGAAGUGCUGAAAUGGUGGCAAACCAACGGAAAGCACCCGUUCAUCCAGCCCCACAUCUCGUCACCGAGUAAUGUGGGUGCGAACUCGCCAGAGAACUUACCACUAGGUGAUGAUAAGGUCCAGCUCAUUCGACUACCAGUAGCUUCACCGUCAGCCGUUAAAAAGUUCAGUCAGGUUAGCAGUGAAGAGCCAGCACAUCUCACCACAGGGCAUUUUACCAGUCGUGGAUGCUCGACUGUUGAAUGUAGUGGUAAUUUAACUCGAAAAGUUAUUGCCUGUGACGAAUCUACAAAAAAUUAA